Messenger RNA from Scomber japonicus (chub mackerel), 2954 nucleotides. RefSeq names its product syndecan binding protein (syntenin) 2 (gene sdcbp2). Gene Ontology annotation, molecular function: protein binding. The transcript has 9 exons. The record is from RefSeq and is a predicted model, not a curated record. Lineage: Eukaryota; Metazoa; Chordata; Actinopteri; Scombriformes; Scombridae. Bases 139 to 1047 code for a protein of 302 amino acids. Gene Ontology annotation, cellular component: cytoplasm; plasma membrane.
AGCAGCGCAGCGCCGUCUGAACGACGAGCGACCGACCAGCAGAGGAAAACAAAUAAACCGGAGGGCUCCGCUGAGAUCUGACGCUCUGCACAUCUUAACAAGACUUACUUCACAUUUUUCCAACCGACUCAUAUAAGGAUGUCUCUGUAUCCAUCACUCGAGGACCUCAAGGUCGACAAGGUGAUCAAGGCCCAGGCCCAGUUCGCCCAGACCACCACCCCCAUGCCUGCCAUCACUGAGGGAACCUACCAGCCUCAGCUUGCCACUGCUGGGAUGCCUGGGUCAAGCCUGUACCCAAAUCUGGAGGAGCUGGGGGAGUACAUGGGCCUGAGCCUCAAUAGUGAUGAAGUCCAGAGGAACCUGGCUUUGGUGCCUGUGGCUGACAAUCAAGUCGCGGUUCCCUCCCUCUCAGGCGUCGGCGGGAUGGUGCGGCCGGUGACGGGGGCGGACGUCGGCAUCAGGAGGGCGGAGAUCCGUCCGGGCCUGAGGGAGAUCAUCCUCUGCAAGGACCAGGACAGGAAGGUCGGACUGAGGCUCAGGUCCAUCGACAACGGAGUGUUUAUCCAGCUGGUGCAGGCUAACUCCCCCGCGGCCUUGGCCGGCCUGCGCUUCGGGGACCAGGUCCUUCAGAUCAACGGGCAGAACUGCGCCGGCUGGAACGUAGACAAGGCCCACAAGGCCCUGAAGGCUGCGGCCGAGACCCGCAUCGAGCUGGUGGUCAGAGACAGGCCUUUCCAGCGCACCGUCACCAUGCACAAAGACAGCUCCGGCCACGUGGGCUUCAUCUACAAGAAUGGCAAAAUCACCUCGCUGGUCAAGGAUGGCUCGGCCGCCCGCAACGGUUUACUGACUGAGCACUACAUCUGUGAAAUCAACGGACAGAACAUUAUCGGACUUAAGGACUCUCAGAUCAAGGAUAUUCUGUCCACGUCCCCAACCGCCAUGACCAUCACCAUCAUGCCCAAGUUCAUCUACGAGCACAUGAUUAAGAGGAUGUCCACCGGUCUCCUGCGGUCAGCUAUGGAUCACUCCGUCCCAGAGGUGUGAAGACGGGAAGAAAGAAGAGUGUAAACUGUCAGGAUGUCUACAAUAUACAGAGAUAUCUCUCUUUUUCUUACUGCUCUUUGUCUCUCUCUCUAUCUCUCUCUCUCUCUUUCUGUCUUCAUAUCAAACCACCUCCUGCAUUACAAUCAUCACCAUUACUCAUCAUAACCUCGAGAUGCCUUUUUUUCAAACGUUUCAGUUAUUUCCUUUUCUACAUCUUCUCCUCCGUCUCUGUUGAUACGUCUAAUCCUUUUUAUAUGUUAACCUUGUAGUCUUACGUAUUACAUGUGCUUUUUUUUCUCUUCUUCUUCUUGUUUUGUAUUUGAGAUCAAGGACAGUACAAAAUGUUAGUUUUUUUUUAAAGCCAUGCACAUGAUCAUGAGUCCAGAGCUUCCUCCUCAUUGUGGAGAGAUAAAUCAUUGGCAAGUGACAUUUCACCUUGUCCAAAAAAAAAGAAAAAAAAAAAGAUAAUGCUGUAAAAGGCGACGUUCAGCCAUCAGAGCCCUACCAUGUAGAUCACGGCUGCACUCUCGCUCCCUGCACUUGACCUCCUAAUGUGCAUACGUCAAUAAACUGAACUGAAUUAACACCAUAAGUAAAAUAGUCAGCUGAUUUUGCUCUAGAUUCGUUUACUCGGCCAGUAAAACUAAUUUUUUUUAGCAGUUUUUAGUUCAUUAGCGAGAACAUUUUUUUGACAUUUGAGUUUAGCUUGUUUUUUUCUUUAUUCUAACUUAAUUCGGUGCUCACGGUGAGAUUUAGCAACAUUAACAAGCUUCCACCUCCUCCAAGAGAAGGCGAUGUUAUCACUGCGCCACAUUCCCCGUGUGCAAGCAGGAGUCACCAUGGGACUGAUUGUGUUUUUUUGAAGGUACUGGGAGCAAAAUGUGUGCACAUUCCAGGGGAGAGUGGAGGGGGAAAAAGAGGGGCAGCGGUUUGUUGUCCUAUGCAGCUGGGGGACUCGACCCUGUCCGCAAACACUACGACAGCUACGAGACAAGAGAAAAAAGGCACAAGCCAGCUGUUAUUAUCCAUCAUCAGGAAAGCCAGGUUGUAGUUUGAGGGAUUUUGUCGGUAUCUGAUUGGACAGGGUCUGUGCUGGGUUGACCCACUAAGUGCACUUUCCACUACCUUUUUUUAAAGAGGUUGUCUUUCCUGCAUCCAUUUCAGCAGUUGUGCUUUGUUGUUUUUGAAUGAUUAUUACUGUGUUUGUAAUGCCUCAUGUCAACGAAAGAACUCUUCUAUAUGUCGUACGUUUAAAAUAUAGAAAAGCUGCUUAAAUUUGAUGCUGAAAAUCAUCUGCUCAAAUUGAAGCCAAUAAAUUCCACAACAUGGGUUUCACAGACCGAACUGGCUGUCCUCUGCUAGGUGUGCCGGAGGACCCUCCCUCUGUAUUAUUCCUUCCUAAAAGAAACUGAUGAGCGCAGUAAGACUGAGCAAGCGGCUCACAGUUGUGAAUUUCUACUUGUUAUAUAAAAAAAGUUGCUCCUUUUAAUGCUGUUCAUGUUUGAAUGCAUGUAUUCCUUUUAAAUUUCUAGGUAUGCAAUCUGAUAAAAACCAUCCUCAUUCUGUAAAAAAAAAAAAGUGCUAGAAAAAAUCUUAAAGUUUAUAUACGAAUGUAACCAAGAUAAUAUUGUAAAACAAAUAAACAGUCUUUCUGUUCACGUUAGCUUGGUGGGAUUUGUUUUGAUUGGAGGGAAAGUACGACAAGAAAUUGUUAAAAAGUCACGAAAUAAAACAAAACCAAUCUGGAAACAAGAAUAAGACAAACACACACACAUGAAGACAACAGGAAGGUUUCCUCCAUGCUGUUUAAUAUAGGGGCUUUUGGUCUUUCUUUAUACAGUGUGGUGGGAGUGUGAAUGGAGAAGUAGCCUACUGAUGUCUUUAACUGUACACACUACUAUUGCCAU